GGAGAACGUUUGGAAGCUUGGAGCUGUACUUGACAACACUGAAAAUAUAGAAGCCCUACUGCUUCAAAUGUACCAUGCUUUGAGACCAAGCUCUGCCAGAUCUUCUCAGACCUCAAUGCAACAUACAAGACGAUACAGGGUCACCUCCAGUCAGAGAACUUCAAGCAACGGGUGAUGUCGUGUUUCCGUGCGUGGGAGGACUGGGCCGUGUACCCAGAUCCCUUCCUCAUCAAGCUACAGAACAUCUUCCUGGGUCUAGUCAACCUGUCGACUGAGAAGGAGGUCCCCACUCCCAACACAGUAGAGGACGUAUUGUCAUCACGAUCCCGCUCCUCCCACAAAGACUCCCCUCGCGUCACCAGCAGCAAGAAGUCAUCCAAAAGAUCUCCCUCAUUAUCCCGCACACCCAAAGCGUUCCAGGAGGUCACGCUCCAGAACACCCAAGAAAUCCGCUAA
Molecule: messenger RNA, 456 nt
Organism: Coregonus clupeaformis (lake whitefish)
Lineage: Eukaryota; Metazoa; Chordata; Actinopteri; Salmoniformes; Salmonidae
Product: U2 snRNP-associated SURP motif-containing protein-like
Exons: 5
Coding region: 175-456 (93 amino acids)
Source: RefSeq, a predicted model, not a curated record